Molecule: messenger RNA, 1770 nt
Organism: Cladophialophora psammophila CBS 110553
Lineage: Eukaryota; Fungi; Ascomycota; Eurotiomycetes; Chaetothyriales; Herpotrichiellaceae
Exons: 2
Coding region: 1-1770 (589 amino acids)
Source: RefSeq, a predicted model, not a curated record
AUGGCUGUCUUCUCUGGCCCUUCCCGCCUCUUAAGACUGACACGCUUCGCCGACGGUACGAGAACCCUGACACGUCGUAGUUUUAGCAUUGGGCACCCCCGACGAGCUCCUCAUAAUGAGGCCACCUACGAUGUUGUGGUCGUCGGCUCCGGCUGCUCAGGGCUGACCACCGCUUUCGUUGCGGCCAAGCAUGGCCUUAAGGUCAUGGUUUUGGAGAAGACACAGUAUUUUGGCGGCACAACCGCUUACUCCGGCGGAGGGGCAUGGAUACCGGCCAACAAGCACCAAGCAGCAAUCGGUGUACAAGAUUCAGCGACCCAAGCUGAUAUUUAUCUUCAGGAGGUGCUGGGUGAUCUUUACGACGAGAAAAAGAUCCCGGCAUUCCUCGAAUCAGCUCCUGAGAUGGUGAAAUGGAUGGAGGACAAUUCCGCCGUGCGCUUUAAACCUGUCCCUUUGCCAGACUACCAUGUCUCGCAAAAGGGUGCCUCGGCGGGACGAACGAUUUUGACUGCAAAGUUUGAUGGACGCCAACUGGGUCCUUUGAUCAAGCAGGUUCGCUAUCCAAUACAGGGCUACUCUGCGUUUGGCUCGAUGCAAGCGGACCCAGAGGAGUUGCCGGUUGUGACGCAUCCAUUUGGAAGUAUCACGAAUCUGGCCCUGGUGACGAAGAAACUGCUUCGCUAUGCAAUGGACCUAGCUCGUUAUGGCAAGGGAACUGACAUGGCAAAUGGCAAUGCCCUUGUGGGACGGCUGUUGUUCUCUGUGCAACAACAAGGGGUGCAAUUGUGGAACAAUGCUUCGGCCACAAACCCAGUGAUAGAAAAUGGUCGUGUCGCGGGUCUGCACGUUCUCCAUCAGGGCAAAGAUACCACGGUUUAUGCUCGCAGAGGAGUGGUCCUUGCCAGUGGCGGUUUCGGCAGGUCGGAGGAGGCUAAACAGUAUAUACCGCACGAAUGGUGCGCAUGCCCGCGAGGCAAUACGGGAGACGGCAAGCGGAUCGGAGUGGCAAGUGGUGGUGCUCUACCGCCCAAAAAUCCGACGAAUGCCAUCUUCGCUCCUAUCUCCCUUCUGCCUGUUUCCGAUGGUCCUGUGCGUCGCUUCCCACACUUCGCGAUCGACCGGUCCAAACCAGGGUCUAUCAUUGUUGGACCUGAUGGUCGACGAUUCGCAAACGAGUCAGAGCCGUACCAGGAGUUUGUCACGGCCAUGCACCAGAAGGGCAUUCAGAAGGGGUACUACAUCGGCGACCACUCGCAUCUCCGCAAAUAUGGUAUGGGAAUGGCAUUGCCUUGGCCGUAUCCAAUUUGGAAGCUGCUGCGACAAGGGUAUCUGAUCUCAGCGCCCACGAUUUCCGCGCUGGCCGAGAAAAUUGGUAUUCCUGUCCAAACUUUGGAGCAGACAGUUUCUGAAUAUAACUCGUUCGCUACCACGGGCAUCGACACACAAUACCAUCGAGGCGAGAACGCGUACGACCGCUUCUACGGAGAUCCCCAGGUCCAGCCGAACCCGAAUCUGCAACCUUGCACAACCGGUCCGUUUUAUGCGCUCCCACUCUACCCCGGCAAUGUCAGCAGUCUAUACGGACUGCUUACCAACAACGAUGGACAAGUGCUCGACCAGAACGGGCAAACUAUCAAGGGGCUUUAUGCAGUUGGUUGUGAUCAGAACAGUGUCUUUAAAGGGGCUUAUCCAGGAGGUGGUUCGAGCAUUGGGCCAGGAAUGACGUUUGGCUACCGAGCAGGGCGAAGACUGGCCAAAGAUGGCUCUUAA